AUGGCAGCGACAAGAAAACCAAGCAUGGGCCGACAGAAAAUUGAAAUCAAAAGAAUUGAGAAAGAAGAUGCAAGACAAGUUACCUUCUCCAAACGUAGAGGAGGUGUUUUUAAGAAGGCUCAUGAACUUUCUACCCUUUGUGGUGCUGAGAUUGCUAUCAUCGUAUUUUCACCCGCUGGAAAACCUUUUUCUUUCACUCAUCCUCACAAUAUGAUCCACCGCUACCUCUCUGGAAAUUCUCAUCCAACUCCACUUGUCACGGCUCAUCGUGAAGCCAAAAUUCGUGAACUGAACAGAGAGUAUACUGAAGCACUUGGCAGGUUGGAAGCCGAGAAAAAAAGAGGAGCGGAGUUGAAAAAGAUAAUGAAAGAAAAUAAGAAACAAUUUUGGUGGGAUAAUAUUGAUGAUUUAGGGGUGCAUGAGUUGGAACAAUUAAGUGCUGCUAUUGAAGACCUCAAAAUUAAGGUCGCUGAUCGAGCAGAUGAAUUGUUGCUCACUUCAUAUUUACCGGGGAAAAAUCCUGGAACGAGUAGCAGUGGUACAUCUCAGAGUGAAAAUAGCUCUACUAUCACCUUUGAAACAAAACCAACCAUCAUUCCAAACCAUCAGCAGAUCCACACUUCUUCCCUCCCUCAGCAUGGAUAUGGUGCUGACUUUGGUUUUGUAUGGACGCAACGGGCUUUACUGAGUAUCAGGUCAGCCUUAUGCAGUGAUUUCAUAAUCUCUAUGCACACAGUACUCUUACAUGGAAGGAAGCCAUCAUUAUAUGGCUCUCACUUAUGA
This is a messenger RNA of Papaver somniferum (opium poppy), 783 nucleotides long. RefSeq names its product agamous-like MADS-box protein AGL29. The transcript has a single exon. The coding region runs from base 1 to 783 and encodes 260 amino acids. Lineage: Eukaryota; Viridiplantae; Streptophyta; Magnoliopsida; Ranunculales; Papaveraceae. Gene Ontology annotation, biological process: positive regulation of transcription by RNA polymerase II. The record is from RefSeq and is a predicted model, not a curated record. Gene Ontology annotation, molecular function: RNA polymerase II cis-regulatory region sequence-specific DNA binding; DNA-binding transcription factor activity, RNA polymerase II-specific; protein dimerization activity.